Messenger RNA from Osmerus eperlanus (European smelt), 1959 nucleotides. RefSeq names its product forkhead box L2a (gene foxl2a). The coding region runs from base 308 to 1225 and encodes 305 amino acids. The record is from RefSeq and is a predicted model, not a curated record. Lineage: Eukaryota; Metazoa; Chordata; Actinopteri; Osmeriformes; Osmeridae. Gene Ontology annotation, molecular function: DNA-binding transcription factor activity, RNA polymerase II-specific; RNA polymerase II cis-regulatory region sequence-specific DNA binding. Gene Ontology annotation, biological process: cell differentiation; anatomical structure morphogenesis; regulation of transcription by RNA polymerase II. The transcript has a single exon.
AGAGAAAGAAAAGGGUUGGACUUAGUGAGGAAGUAAACCACAACCUGUGUUGCGCUUCCAUCAGAAACCAGUUUUAAAGAAAGUCUAUUCUACGAGGAGACUGCCCGAUGCCACCAAGCCCCCGACUGAAACACAAAACAAAGAUUUCUCUGUGCGUAAGACGAGGCUCAUUUUUUUAUCUCAGCUUGGGUUGCAUCUCGAGUUGCUUCGUCGGGAAUACUUUUAACCUGUUGAUUCUGUGCUACAAGUGCACUUCAUUCUCUAUUUCAGUAAUUGUGCUGGAUUAGUUUUUGUUUUGUUGUGCGCAAUGAUGACCACUUACCAAAACCCGGAGGAUGAUGCAAUGGCCUUGAUGGUCCACGACACCAACACUGCCAAAGAGAAAGAACGACCCAAAGACGAGCCCGUCCUGGACAAGAGUUCGGAGAAAACGGACCCGUCCCAGAAACCCCCAUAUUCCUAUGUCGCUCUCAUUGCCAUGGCCAUUCGAGAGAGCUCCGAAAAGCGCCUCACUCUGUCCGGUAUUUAUCAGUACAUCAUCAGCAAAUUCCCGUUCUACGAGAAAAAUAAGAAAGGCUGGCAAAACAGUAUUCGACACAACCUAAGUCUCAAUGAAUGCUUCAUCAAGGUGCCCCGGGAGGGCGGCGGUGAGAGAAAGGGAAAUUACUGGACCCUCGAUCCGGCGUGCGAGGACAUGUUCGAGAAGGGGAACUACCGUAGGAGACGCAGAAUGAAGCGACCCUUCAGACCUCCACCAACCCACUUCCAGCCUGGGAAAUCACUCUUCGGUGGGGACGGAUACGGCUACUUGUCUCCACCCAAGUACCUGCAGUCCAGCUUCAUUAACAACUCUUGGUCUCUUGGCCAACCGCCUACACCGAUGUCCUAUACCUCCUGCCAGAUGGCCGGUGGCAACGUGAGUCCCGUCAAUGUGAAAGGACUGUCAGCUCCCUCCUCCUAUAACCCGUACUCCCGAGUGCAGAGCAUGGCUCUCCCAAGUAUGGUGAACUCUUACAACGGCAUGAGCCAUCACCACCACCCGCACCCUCACCAUCCUCAGCAGCUGAGCCCCGCCACUGCGGCACCUCCCCCCGUCUCCUCGAGCAACGGAGCGGGCCUUCAGUUUGCCUGCUCCCGCCAGCCUGCCGAACUUUCCAUGAUGCAUUGUUCGUACUGGGACCAUGAGAGCAAACACUCGGCAUUACACACAAGGAUUGAUAUUUAGUUUACGAGCAUGUCACUUGUAAAAUUGACUCUUAAAGAGAGUCUACUCCUCCCAGUUUUCAAACAAGAACCAAAGUAUUUUUGAAGUGACAAUAUUCUGACGGGCUCUUUUGAUCCAGCUAAUGUCUUGAAAAGCCAUAUGGAGAAAUGUAAGCAUGGAUGUUGAGAUCAUUUUUUGGGAAAAAUGGAAGUAAGGGAGCCAUCGAGGACGCAUGAGGUAGCAGAACUUUUUCGGGGGCAUUGACGCACCAAUGUUUGAGAGAAAUCUGUGUUUUUGUGGUUUUCAAUAUUUGUAAAAGGAAAAGAAGAUAUAUAAAAACAUUUCGAGAUCCCCAUUCAAAGGAAUAGGCGAGAUAAAUAAUUCAAGGCUGCGUUUGAUCAGUAUGCGUAAUGACAUCUCAAGUUUAUAGAGGCAUACUAUUACUGUUGCCAAAUUAAACAAAAAACACACUCUCGAAAUGACUAUGGCUUUCAUAACAUUACUUGAGAGAGUGAUAAUUGAACUAGGACGUAAUUAGGACAUAGAAUGUGAACUGAGCGGUUUCAGGUGAAAUGUUGAUUCUUUCCCAUGUUUUUUAAGUGACAAAAUCCAUAGGCCUAUGACUUGCAGGUGGGAAUAGAAAACCCUCACAUCAUAACAAAGAUAUUUUACUUCAGGGGUCAUUUACUUAUUAGGCUUUGAGGCCCCCGAUAGAAAAUGUUUAGUUUCAAAUAACACCAGCCAGUGACAGAUUU